Molecule: messenger RNA, 2240 nt
Organism: Tripterygium wilfordii
Lineage: Eukaryota; Viridiplantae; Streptophyta; Magnoliopsida; Celastrales; Celastraceae
Product: beta-glucosidase-like SFR2, chloroplastic
Exons: 10
Coding region: 1-1938 (645 amino acids)
Biological process (GO): carbohydrate metabolic process
Molecular function (GO): beta-glucosidase activity
Source: RefSeq, a predicted model, not a curated record
AUGGCAUUUUUGCAACUCUUUGUGGCGGCCACGAAGGUCGCCGGGCUCUUAAUAACUGUGACGGUUGCUUCCCACGCCUUCUCCUUCUCUCGUUUCAAGAGAAAGAAUCUCCGCCCGUUCCGCUCACCUAUUGAUGAAACUGCAGAUACUCUCGCCGUUUUCAACGUUGAUGGAGGGGAAAAUGAAUUUUUCUUUGGAUUGGCAACUGCACCGGCUCACGUCGAAGACCACCUUGAUGAUGCUUGGCUUCAGUUUGCUGAAGAAAGCCCUUGUGACAAAUCAAACUCCCAUGAAGGAGGGACGCAAGCUGAUGCACUGAUUGGCUCGGCUGCGGCGGAUGGUGGGUCUCACCAAGCUUGCUUGUUGGAGAAAGAAGCUAAAAGGACCAUGAAGAAAAAGAAGCCUAUGAAGAUAGCCAUGGAAGCCAUGAUCCGAGGGUUUGAGAAAUUCAUCGAAGAGGAAGAAGAAGUUUCCACAUCAAGUGAAGGAUGCCAUCACAAUGUAGCUGCAUGGCACAAUGUUCCACACCCGGAAGAGAGGCUAAGAUUUUGGUCUGAUCCUGAUACAGAACUGAAGCUUGCAAAAGAUACUGGCAUCAGCAUAUUUAGAAUGGGAAUAGAUUGGACAAGGAUCAUGCCUGAGGAACCAGUCAAUGGGCUCAAACAAACUGUUAAUUAUGCAGCACUGGAGCGAUAUAAGUGGAUCAUCAAUAGGGUUCGCUCAUAUGGAAUGAAGGUGAUGCUCACCUUGUUCCACCACUCAUUGCCACCAUGGGCUGGAGAGUAUGGUGGGUGGAAGAUGGAGAAAACUAUUGAUUACUUCAUGGAUUUUACGAGGCUUGUUGUUGACACUGUAUCAGAUAUGGUAGACUAUUGGGUGACAUUUAAUGAGCCUCACGUCUUUUGUAUGCUUACUUAUUGUGCUGGUGCUUGGCCUGGUGGUCAUCCUGAUAUGCUGGAGGUCGUCACUUCUGCUCUACCAAAGGGUGUUUUCCAACAAGCCCUGCAUUGGAUGGCAAUUGCACAUUCAAAGGCCUAUGACUAUAUUCAUGAGAAAAGCAUGAUAUCAAAUCCUUUAGUUGGAGCAGCACAUCAUGUCUCUUUCAUGCGCCCAUAUGGUCUUUUUGAUAUAGCCGCUGUUUCUCUGGCUAAUUCCCUGACCCUCUUCCCUUACUUGGACUCCAUCUCUGACAAGAUGGAUUAUAUAGGCAUAAACUAUUAUGGACAGGAAGUAGUCUCUGGUGCUGGAUUGAAGCUAGUGGAGACUGAUGAGUAUAGUGAAUCUGGACGUGGAGUGUAUCCCGAUGGCCUGUAUCGCAUGCUGAUUCAGUUCCAUGAAAGAUACAAACAUCUAAAUGUUCCAUUCAUUAUUAGUGAAAAUGGUGUUUCUGAUGGGACAGAUAUGAUACGUCGGCCAUACCUCUUGGAGCAUUUACUUGCUAUUCAUGCCGCAAUGAUUAUGGGUGUCCCUGUGCUUGGCUACUUAUUCUGGACUAUUUCUGACAACUGGGAGUGGGCUGAUGGAUAUGGUCCCAAGUUUGGAUUGGUAGCAGUUGAUCGUGCCAAUGGGCUUGCUCGAAUUCCACGUCCUUCAUACCAUCUAUUUACCAAGGUGGCGACUACUGGUAAAAUUACACGUGAAGAUCGGGCACAUGUGUGGAGGGAACUCCUAGGAGCUGCAAAGGAGAAAAAGAAACGGCCAUUUUAUCGAGCUGUUGAUAAACAUGGCUUAAUGUAUGCUGGAGGCCUUGACCAACCUAUAGAACGACCUUAUAUCGAGCGAGAUUGGCGUUUUGGGCACUAUGAGAUGGAUGGUCUGCAGGACCCAUUUAGCUCCAUAGCAAGAUGCAUUCUCCGACCAUUUUCCACAAACAGGAAAAGUAUAUCUGAAAACGAUGACACUGAUUUGGUUCUUCAGCCUCUUGAACUUAGUUUAUGAUUGAAUAGACAUAUACUCCCUCCCAUAGUAUUUUACUGAAAUUGAGGCUGUAGCACUAUUGGAGCAACAGGUACACAAUUUCAAUGGUGUUCCUAGUCUGAGUCUAUUUCCGACUGGAAAUUUAGCAUGUUGACUCAAUACCCAAAAAAUUAGUUGAUAAAUGUUGUUCCAUCAGUGGAUAUGUUUUAUACCAAAUCUUCUAUCUCAAAGUGUAGCCCUCAGAAAAAGGAAUGACCUGAAGUUCCUUUGCUUGGAAACAUCUCUGGCAAUCGUUAUUCUGAAUGUUGAGAAAUCUAUCUGUU